Saccoglossus kowalevskii is the source of this 423-nucleotide messenger RNA. RefSeq names its product histone H3.3-like. The record is from RefSeq and is a predicted model, not a curated record. Gene Ontology annotation, molecular function: structural constituent of chromatin; DNA binding; protein heterodimerization activity. NCBI's taxonomy places the organism in Eukaryota, Metazoa, Hemichordata, Enteropneusta, Harrimaniidae. Gene Ontology annotation, cellular component: nucleosome.
AUGGCUCGUACCAAGCAAACUGCUCGUAAAUCGACUGGUGGUAAGGGUAGCAAAAGUUUACGGAAGAAGUUGGCUGCAAAAGUUGCACGAAAAUCGCACCGUGACAAGUCUGGUGAAGUGAAGAGUAAACCACAUCGCUUCAGACCAGGCACAGUCGCUCUUCGUGAAAUCCGCCGUUACCAGAAGAGUACAGAGCUGCUGAUUCUAAAAAUGCCAUUCCAGCGCCUUGUUCGUGAAAUCACCGCACAGUUCACCAGUUCUGUCAGGUACCAGUCUGCUGCCAUCGGUGCAUUACAGGAAGCGGCUGAAGCAUAUAUGGUUGGUUUAUUCGAAGACACUAAUCUGUGUGCAAUCCACGCUAAACGCGUCACCAUUAUGCCCAAGGAUGUUCACCUCGCCCGCCGAAUCCGUGGCGGUCAUUAG